Messenger RNA from Botrytis cinerea B05.10, 2530 nucleotides. It is a transcript of the gene Bcort1, whose product is annotated as Bcort1. The transcript is spliced from 2 exons. NCBI's taxonomy places the organism in Eukaryota, Fungi, Ascomycota, Leotiomycetes, Helotiales, Sclerotiniaceae. Gene Ontology annotation, molecular function: L-ornithine transmembrane transporter activity. Gene Ontology annotation, biological process: mitochondrial L-ornithine transmembrane transport. Bases 1012 to 2019 code for a protein of 335 amino acids. The record is from RefSeq and is a predicted model, not a curated record.
GGACUCUUCUCUUUCAGCCCGAAUCCUUUGCGCCAUUUUUUUCAUGAUUGCCUAGUAGAUGCAAUGUAUAUAAAAUGAUAUAAACCUAUGUAAACCUGUAUAAACCUAUAUAAACAACGCAAUCCGUUCCACUCGAGUCAAAGUCCUUCACCAGAUCACCGGUAGAUGUACGAUUGUUAUCCUUCCUUUUCAUCGCCGGCGCCUCCCCUCCGUCCACACGUACUGAUCUUGUCUUGUUUCUCAAAUCCCCAGCUUUCUUGCAACAUCAGGCCGGAACCGACUGCCAACCUGCAAGAAAAAGUUAUUUAGAUUGUGGAGACUUUCGCAGAUUUUCAAUCUGAUAAAAAAAUAGCCCCAUCCUCCCCCCCACCUCUCUUGAAAGUUGACAGCCCUCCCAAGAUGAUACUACGAUAAUCGGACUUCGCUUUCCUAUCCACGACAUUCAACUCUUCGAAAUAACUCCACUAGUACCACUCUCGAGCCACUGCAUAUAUCUAUUACCUUGGCACAUCCGGUCUACACUGUCUACCAUGUUCUUCUAGCAAUGUGGUUGGCUUGUUGGGGAUCAAUUCUUCCUUCUUCGUUUGUGGGCCGCACUCUGAUUUCAUAAUAUUACGAGUUCACGGCAAUAAAUUACGAGAGAGUAAGAGAGACCUGGGCGCAACCCAUUGUUGCAGAGAAAAUCUUGUCCGUAGAAGACUGCAGAUAUCUUGCAAACAACCACGCACAUCAACUGUUUCCUUCUUAUUUUGCAACUGGUAUUCAUUUGCAGCGUGGAGCAGCACCCUCGUUAUCCACACAGCGCACAAGGAAUCCCAAAUCUGCCGUGUCUCCUCAACUUAUAAAGAGCGAUCUAAAGCCCCUUUCGCCUUUUCGAACUCACUUCUCGACAGAAGUAGCAGAAAGUCGAGCCCAAAGAAUACACACAUUGACAUAAGCAGUUAACGGUUUCUUACUCUACUGGAAACAUAUCCCUUUGCUUUCGCAUAAGAAAACUACGAUCCAGUCAUAAUGGCAGCAACUAUGACAGCGGAAUACACUCCCGACACACCCCAGAAAGCAGUAUCCAAGGGAAGAGAGGCUCUAAUGAAUUCCGUCGAGGAUUGCCUCUUUGGUUCCAUUGCUGGAGUGGCUGGGAAAUAUAUCGAAUAUCCUUUUGACACAGUGAAAGUUCGACUACAAUCACAACCCUAUCAUCUUCCAUUACGUUAUACAGGACCUCUCGAUUGUUUUAAACAAUCAAUUCGCAGCGACGGGUUCUUGGGGUUAUAUAGGGGCAUUAGUGCUCCACUAGUUGGUGCUGCUCUAGAGACUAGCAGUCUUUUUGUUUGGGAACAAGCCAGUAGAGAAGCGCUUCUCAAGGCUGGAAUAUACAAGAGAGAUCAACCACUUCCUCUGGAGGCAUUGUGGAUGACUGGUGCACUAUCCGGUGCCCUUACAUCUUUAAUCCUCACUCCCAUUGAAUUGGUUAAAUGCAAAAUACAAGUUCCGGCGACCACGCCAAAUGGUUCAGUUCCCGUCGCUGCAAAAACCGUCUCAUCCGUUAUUCGCGAGGUUUGGCACCACCAAGGUAUUCGCGGAUUUUGGAACGGGCAGCUAGGUACUCUGAUCCGUGAAACGGGUGGAUGCGCCGCCUGGUUCGGUAGCAAAGAGACUGUUACUUCUUUGUUUCGAAAGCUGAACGCUAAAAAUGCCCCCCAAAAUUCUUCCUCCAUUCUAUCUACUGAACUAGCACCUUUACCUUUCUGGCAACAAGCUCUCGCUGGUGCCUCGGCAGGCAUGUCUUAUAAUUUUCUCUUCUUUCCCGCAGACACCAUCAAAUCUCGCAUGCAAACCGCCUCUACUUCAUCUACAGCACCACGCACCACAUUCAUGCAAGAAGGUGCUCUUCUUUGGAAACAGCAUGGUCUGAAAGGCAUGUAUCGUGGUUGUGGUAUCACGGUUAUGCGAUCAGCACCUAGCUCUGCAUUCAUAUUCAUGAUUUAUGAUGGAUUAAAGAGCCGUUUCCAUUUCUCUUAGUACUUAUUCCCCAUUUGAUUACUUACGGCACGACGCGCAUGUACAUAGGAUUGGAACGUUUGCCGCUUUCCACUUUGCACAUCACAUUUUAUUAUACUAGGUGGCCGGAUAUACAAAAACCAAACUCGGGUCUGUCAUUUUGGCUUUCGGUUAUGAAAAUCUUGAAACUUUAUUGGGGGCGGGCGUUGGAGAGGCGUUCAGGGGUAUUAUAUCAUAGAUCUGUGUAGUCAUUCGGUUGACUCGGAAAGUAGGGGGUAGGAGUGAGAGUGAGAUAAGCCGAACUCGGGUAAAUCUCUGAUUAGCAUGAAGGAUUCAGAGCUACGAUGUCGAGUUAAAAAAAAACACCUCGAGAAUUGAGUAAGUCGGUUUAGCGUUGCAACUUUUAUAUAUCAUAGACGGGACCAGAUGAGAUAGCAUGGAGUAACGUGGUAUUAUAGAACUUAGAAUUUGGAACUUUGUUUUGAGAAAAGGUGAUUUUGUUUAGAUUGAAUGGAUUUCUCUGUGUGUUUGA